AUGGGGGACCGGCUCACCCAGCUGCAAGACGCUGUCGACCAGCUCGCGCAGCAGUUCGUUGCCAGUAUUCACUACAUCAACCGACACCACAGCCUCGAGACCCUGAGGCCGGGCGAUCAGGUCCGUGAAUCGAAUAAGGAACCGGAGCAGAACGAAGUUGACCCCCAUCCGGCCGAUGUCUUCAAAGCCGCCCAAGUCGAGCUCGCCCAGGAUCUGAUCACGAAAGAGCAGCAGAUAGAGUAUCUAAUAUCUAUUCUGCCGGGCCUAGACAACAGCGAGCAGGACCAAGAGCGCAACAUCAAGGAGCUGGAAGAGGAGCUGAAGGUCGCCGAGGCCCAGAGGCAAGAGGCCGUCAAGGAGAGGAAGGAGAUCAUGGGCCGGUUGGACACAGUCAUUAGGAGCAUACGGCGUCCAUGA
Messenger RNA from Neoarthrinium moseri, 417 nucleotides. RefSeq lists its product as uncharacterized. Gene Ontology annotation, molecular function: transcription coregulator activity. The record is from RefSeq and is a predicted model, not a curated record. NCBI's taxonomy places the organism in Eukaryota, Fungi, Ascomycota, Sordariomycetes, Amphisphaeriales, Apiosporaceae. Gene Ontology annotation, biological process: regulation of transcription by RNA polymerase II. Gene Ontology annotation, cellular component: mediator complex. The transcript has 3 exons. The coding region runs from base 1 to 417 and encodes 138 amino acids.